AUCUUCGUUUCAAUCUCUCGUAUUUCUUGCAGUGUUGCAGAGACAUGGCAGAAACCCCAGUCCGAUUCGGGAUUCUGGGCUGUGCAGGGAUAGCGCAGAAACAAUCGAAAGCUAUAACCCUCUCUCCCAACUCGACUCUCUACGCCGUCGGCAGCCGUUCCUUGGAGAAGGCCAAGAAAUUCGCUGCAGAGAAUGGGUUCCCUCCGUCGGCGAAGAUUUACGGCAGCUACGAAGCAGUUCUCGAUGAUCCAGACGUUGAUGUCGUGUACGUGCCCCUUCCAACUAGCCUGCAUGUGCAGUGGGCGGUGCUGGCUUCGAAGAAGAAGAAACACCUGCUGCUGGAGAAGCCUGUGGCCUUGAACGUUGCUGAGUUCGAUCAGAUCGUCGAGGCUUGCGAGGCUAAUGGGGUGCAGUUCAUGGACGGAACCAUGUGGAUGCACCACCCAAGAACUGCCAAGAUGAUGGAGUUCCUUUCCGAUACGGAGCGUUUCGGUCACCUCAAAACGAUUCACAGCUUCUUUUCAUUUGCCGGUGAUGAUAAUUUUCUCAAGAAUGACAUCCGAGUAAAGCCAGGUCUUGAUGGCCUUGGGGCUCUGGGUGAUGCUGGGUGGUAUUGUAUCAGAUCAAUACUGUGGGCUACUAACUAUGAACUACCCAAGACUGUGACUGCCCACCGUGGACCUGUUAUCAAUGAAGCAGGAGUGAUCUUGGCUUGUGGAUCUUCUUUACAAUGGGAAGAUGGGAAGACAGCAACUUUCCAUUGUUCAUUCUUUACCAAUUUGACAACGGAUAUAACUGCAGUUGGAACAAAAGGAACUUUACAUGUUCAUGAUUUUAUUGUCCCUUUUGAGGAGAAAACUGCUUCAUUUUCUACAAUUUCUCAGAUAAGAUUCGCAGAGCGUGCAUUGCCUUCGCAAAAUGUGAUAACAACUGAUCUCCCUCAAGAGGUAUGCAUGGUGAGUGAGUUGUCAAGGUUGGUAAAGAGUAUAAAAGAAGGUGGUUCCAAACCUGAGAGUAAGUGGCCCAGCAUCAGCAGGAAGACACAACUGGUUCUUGAUGCUGUCAAGGCAUCCAUUGAGAAAGGUUUCGAGCCAGUUCAAGUGGGGGUUUAAGUGUGGA
Messenger RNA from Telopea speciosissima, 1119 nucleotides. RefSeq lists its product as uncharacterized. The record is from RefSeq and is a predicted model, not a curated record. The transcript has 2 exons. Lineage: Eukaryota; Viridiplantae; Streptophyta; Magnoliopsida; Proteales; Proteaceae. The coding region runs from base 45 to 1112 and encodes 355 amino acids. Gene Ontology annotation, molecular function: nucleotide binding.